UGCUUCACUUCUUUCUUCAGCGGCCUAAUAAUUCAUGGAGCUUCUCUCUUUUAGCAGGAAGGAGAGCGGGGUCAAGUUGCGGUGCUCCGUUAGCACCUGCCUAUUAUGCGCAGGCUGUGUGUGUCCUCAUGCAGUGUGGUUGAAAGACUGACUUUGUGUGGGGUGUUUGAGUGUAUGUGUGAUAGCGAGAGAGGGGAGAGAGAGAGAGGGGGGGAGGGCUCAGAUUCCCUCCCCUUGUUCCAGUCCUUCUCCAGCUUGACUUCCAGCUGCUGUCACAUUCCUCUACACGGCGCAAUUGGCCGAGGCUGCCUGUUUUUUUUUGUUUUUACUUUUGUGUAUAUUUGUAAUUGUGUAAGCAUGACCUAGGAUGGAAAGUCUCGCCCGUGCCACAAAGGGAAUGUUUCUGCAGUCAAGGAAAGGACUAUAAUUGCAGCGGGAGUUUUGGGGGGGGAUCAACGACGUUGAAUCUGGAUUAUCCAGCGGCUGGAUUGUGUUCCGCAUGAUGACGGAAGUGGCCUGUCCAGCUUCGAUCAUGGACUCCGAGAUGAUGUCACAACCAGAGUCGGAUCAGAUUCCUCCAGUUGAGCACAAGUCGGCCCCCCUGGAUCUGAUUGACACCGGGAAGGGUCUCAAGGUCCAAACGGCCACCCCUCAUCUGGUUAGCCUGGGUAGCGGCAGACUAAGCGUGGCCAUUACCUUGCUGCCACUCAAAGAAGGCGUGACCCGCAUAGGGCGAGAAGAUGCCCCAAUUCCUCAAGAUAUCACCAUCCAGGGUCCCGGAAUCGAAGCCGAACACUGCCUCAUCUUCAAUGAAGGCGGUGUCGUUACCCUGGAUCCCCGUGGUCACCUGUGCAGUCUCGAUGGGGUUCAGGUCACGGUGCCGACCCCGCUCACACAGGGUUAUUCCCUGUGUCUCGGUAAAUCCUACUUCUUCCGGUUCAACCAUCCCGAGGAGGCAAGCAGAAUGAAGAGCAUGCUGCCACAAAAGAGCCCCGUCUCCGCCCUGGCAUACAAUACAGACUAUCUGAAGUUCAGCAGCGAUUACAGCCGCGCUGUGGUCGGCGGGCCCGGCAGCGCACGGGGCAUGCGCUCGGCCUCCGAGCUCCGCGAUUUGAUGGACACGCUGCAGCGCAAGAAGAAAGCGCUGGAAAACAGCCUGAGGGCCAACGGCAAUAGCGAGCCGUCGUACUUGGGCGUGACGCAGUCUCCGCCCACCACACCCAUCACAUCGCUCUCCUCGUCAUCAGGCCACCAGGAUCAGGCGCGACGUUUCUACGGUGCUGAUCGUCCCCCUGCGUCGACGAAAUCCGCGCCCCCUCCUUCCCCGUCUCGGCGUUCGGACCACUCCUCUGUGCUGUCGCGUUCCUCCAUCGCUCGCAACUCGGGCGCCGGCGAGAGCCGACGUCUCCAUAACUCGGGCUCUUCGCCGUUAUUGUCAACGUGGCACGGCAGGGGCUCGUCUGCGUCUGCCGGCGAUAGCUUACUGCUUUCGCUUCCUCCCGCCUCGUCGUCAUCCCGCCCGCCAUCGAACGGGGGCGCCGUCAGCAUGCCUUCGAGCCCCCGCCUCGGGCGACGCAGCUACGGCAACCAAGAAGCCGCGCCGAGCGGUCGAACGCGGAAAUAUUCCGCCGGAUCUCUCAAUGCCCCGGUGGGAAUCGGGCACAGCCGCUCGCUGCCUCGCCUGUGCCCGUCCCCGUCGCCCCGAGACAACAACAACGGCAUCCUGACGUUAUCCGCCUUGCAGCCGCAUCGCUCGGACACUCACAAACUGAGCAAGGACCAUCACAACAACAACAACAACUCGAACGCCAGGCUCGAUCUCAACCACAACUCCGGUAACUCCGGCCGGCAGCUCUCAAAUAGGAACGGGGUCCAUGCCGCGAGUCAAGGGGCGGGGCUCGUGUCUAUCUCGCUCUCCUCCCUCAAGCUGCCCUCCUGCAACGGCGUCACUUCCUCCUCCGCCGCAUCUCCGCCUGACCUCACAAUCCCAUCCAAGGCGGGAGGCUCAUCGUCGUCGCCUCGCGUGGCCAAGAAACUCAGCCUGACUUCCGCCAGCACCGGCGCCCCUGAACUAGAGCCGCCGUUCGGGGAAAGGGCGAAACCUUGGGCGGACCCGGAAGCGACCCUUGGCUUCGGACGCAGCGAGAGUAGGUCAUCGUUCGGGAAAGCAGGAGUGACCCCGCCGGGCGGCUUCAGGGAAAGACGGGGGAGCAUCAGCUCGUUGAACGGGAAGGAGGAACUGAGCGGCUACCAUCAUCAUCAAAAGGAGGAGCGACUCCGUGAGCAGGAGGUGGAGAGACUGGAACGUCAGCGUCUCGAGACCAUCUUGUCCCUGUGCUCGGAGCUGGACCAGGAUGGCGGCGGCUCACUUACAAAUCCAGCAACCGCUGUGGCAGACCUCCAAAAGAUCAACCAGGAGCUGCAGAAGCUCCAGCUGAAUGACGACGACGACGAUGCGGCCUCGGUUUUCUCUGGCUCCUCGCUCCUUAACGGACUUGUUCCGGAGAACGGCUACUACGAUGCAGACCCGGCGGUCCGACAGAGGCGCGGUAGUUGCACUCGAGACGGCGGGGCGGAUUCGCCGGCUGUUAGUCUGCGCAGCUCCGCCCCAUCGCCCUCGCCUCAGAUAAACCAGGCACGCGACGAUGCGCUCCACCGCUACGGACAGGAAGCCAGGCCCUCGCAGGAGGAAAUGAGGAGAGUGGAGGAGGAGAGGAUCCGAGUCCUCAACAACAUGGAGCAGCUUGAGCAGAAAAUUAAAGAGCUGGACAACCAGAUGGAGGAGUCUGCCCGAGAGGUGGAGGUAGAGCGAGCUCUCGUCGAGGCGGAGCGGGAGUCCGAGUUAGCUGCCCUUCAGCGGGAAAAAGAGGCCCUGGAUACACUUGGCAACAAGAUCACUGACAUGGAGGCCAAAUCUCAGCAUGAAAAAGACAAGGCGUGCGAGUUGCUGCAGGCAGAAAAGGGCAGAGUAGAGAGAUUGGCUCACAUUGUGUAUGAGCAGCGCUCCCUGCUGGACAGCUGCCCCGAGGCCACCAAGGAGCCCCUGCGGGAGCAGCUAGCCAGGGACUGCGAAGUACUUGAGACGGAAACAAAGCGCUUUGAGGACCUGGAGUUCCAGCAGCUGGAGAGAGAGAGCAGGCAGGACGAGGAGAAGGAGACCCAGACACAAGAACUUCUCCGAGAAAUCGCCGACUAUCAACGGAGCACCGUGACCCGCAAGGAGCGACUGUCGAUUCUGAAGCAACAGGAGGCAGACAUUACUCAACAGGCGGAGCGAGAGAAAGAAAGCUUCCUGAAGGAGAGGAGCAAUCUCGAAGUCAUGUUACAACGGGAGAAAGAAAAUCUUGCGCCUCUUGAUCGGAAAUAUGCUGACCUUACCGGUGGACAAACCUACACGCUGAGGGAGCAUUUCCGGCUGCUGGAGGAGAGGAAGCGCUCUGACAAAGAUGGCGGAGCUCAUCUCAGUGACACGUUACCCAGGAAGAAGGCCACAUCCGCCACCAUGGCCCAGUACUCCAGUGCAACACUUGGACGGAGUUUCCCGACGAAGGCCCAUCCACCGUUGGUCCAGAGCACGAGCUGUGGCAGCAUUCUUCCCAGAAUUCUCUCCUUAUCCAGCAAGGAAACGGAAAGCAGACGCCUGCAAAAAGGUCAUCCGAGCUCUCGAGCGUCAUCCCAGACGAACGUCUACCUCGACGCCUUCGACUACCGUGACAACCAAGCCUUUGACACAAUGAGCGUGGAUAGCACGGACUCCAUUGAGACCAGCAUCUCUGCAUGCUCUCCUGAUAACAUCUCCAGUGCGAGUACUUCAAAUGUAGCCAAGAUAGAGGAGAUGGAGCGUCUGCUGAGAGAAGCCCAGGCGGAAAAGAACCGACUCCUUGAGCACAAGGAGCGAGAGAUGGAAAUUCGAACGCAAGCGCUGGAUGAGGAGAAGAAGAGGCGGGAGGAACUGGAGAAGUUGCUCCAGGAGGAGACCAGCAGGCGGCAGAAGCUCAUCGACCGUGAGGUGAAACUACGAGAGAAGCAGCGAGUGCAGUCCCGACCGCUCACACGCUACCUACCGGUGCGAAAGGACGAUUUUGACCUGCGGGCUCACAUUGAGUCGGCGGGCCACAGCGCCGACACCUGCUUCCACUUGUCCAUCUCGGAAAAGACGUGCAGAGGCUACCUGAUCAAGAUGGGCGGCAAGAUCAAGACCUGGAAGAAGCGCUGGUUCGUCUUUGACCGCAAUCGACGGACGCUCUCCUACUUCGCGGACAAACACGAAGCCAAGCUGAAAGGCGUGAUCUACUUCCAAGCCAUUGAAGAAGUCUAUUAUGACCACCUGAAGAAUGCGCAUAAGAGCCCCAACCCCUCCCUCACCUUCAGCGUCAAGACUCACGACAGGGUCUACUACAUGGUGGCCCCUUCCCCUGAAGCCAUGAGGAUCUGGAUGGACGUCAUCGUUACAGGCGCUGAAGGAUACACGCAAUUCAUGUUGUAGCCAAGCGGAAUGAGCAUCUCCAAAACGUCUUUUUGAAGACUGUGUCGUUAUUUUAGUCGGGCAACAUGUAACCAUCUGCUCGACCCGGACGACUAUCUGACAGAGCCUCCGAUUUACCCGUUACAUUUAACGAGCCUCGUUACUAAAGGACAAACGCAAAUGAGAACAAUGGAAGGCUUUUUUCGUCUUACUGUGCAGUCUAUCCGACACUACCUCUUUUUCAUGUCGGGCUUAAAUACCCAAGAAGCAAGCACACCACAUUCGGAACCGUCUCAUCACGGACUCAGAAAAUGGCAGUUGGAGUGAGAAUGUCACCUUUUAAAUAUUGCAUGUACAUUGCGACUUUUUCCGCCAAGCCCGAUCGCUUGGCUUUGUAGUCUGUUCCUCAGGUUCUAGUCAUGUGCAUGCACGCGUCCCCGUUUGUCACGGAAACGUGUGAUCUCAUAAACGGCGCUUCCCAAGUAGCGAUGGACACAAACGACGCAGACGCAGUUUUCACGCCAAAAGCGCACCCCGGCCGUUCAAAGACUUAAUACCUCAAAGCCAGAAGUGAUUUUAAAAGUACAGUUGCAGUCACUGAUCAGCAUUCGGAUUCUCUGCGUGCCUAAAGGGGUGGAUGACUUUUUGUUUAUGCAUAGACGGCAGUCUCUAUUUUUCCUAACACUGUUUCUUUAAACUCUGUGCCAAAUUGCCUGUGCUGACCAAACAUAAUUGUGGCAGGUUUAAGGCGUAAGGGGGACAUGUAUGAACCGGCGUACACGCUGCUGAAUAUUGCGCUUCAGUACACUUGCUUUUACAGUACAUAUUUGCUUUUUAUUUGGAUUAAUUUAAAGGUGUUUUGUUUUUUUUAGACAGCACACUCGCUUUAGAGCUCAAUAUCGAACGGCUUGUCAUUGCAAAUUUCUCCAUUGUCAGACGAUAAAAGGUUUUGUUAUCUUAUCUAACCCUGAGCAAUAUCGGUGCAUCGAUGUCAAGCUUUUUCGUGGAAUUCUCGACCAAAGUUCACGUCCGUGUUGUAUGAUCCACGUCAAGUUUGUUAUUUCUUUGCCGUGCCUUUUUGGAUGACAAUGUUUGCUUGUCAGUUCCAAGCUCAAAUCAGCGCUCCCCUCACUUUGUGCAGUGACCACAUUGUCACCCUUUGAAAAGAAGGGCCAAAGUCGUAUUUUUGGCCCAAAAACAUCUCAGGGGGGGGGGGGGGGCGGAGCCUUGAUUUCUACCUCUGAAAUGACAUGUUGAAGAAAUACAAUCACGAUUUGAUUCCGUUUUUCGUGUUUCCUGAAAGAAAGAAGAAAAAACUACGUACUUUGGCCUUUAUUUUAGGAAGGUGGCGAUGUCUUUGCAUGGUGGUGAAUUUUUUUUUCUAUAUAAAUAAUAAACACCUCGUUUUCUUCUUCA
Molecule: messenger RNA, 5881 nt
Organism: Hippocampus zosterae (dwarf seahorse)
Lineage: Eukaryota; Metazoa; Chordata; Actinopteri; Syngnathiformes; Syngnathidae
Gene: phldb2b
Product: pleckstrin homology-like domain, family B, member 2b
Exons: 23
Coding region: 500-4486 (1328 amino acids)
Biological process (GO): regulation of microtubule cytoskeleton organization
Cellular component (GO): basal cortex
Molecular function (GO): protein binding
Source: RefSeq, a predicted model, not a curated record